AUGGAUAAGACAUUUGAUUACAACCAAAUAGAUGUUGAUGAUGUGGACGACUUUGAUGAUUUUUAUGAUUUUUACCCUCAUAAUGAAAAAAAAAAAAUAAAUAGAAUAAGUAAAAGCUAUUUUUCUGAUGACUAUUAUGAUUAUGAUAUGAAAGAUGCCGGUGAGAACAGUACAAUACAUAAGGAAGGGGUCGGAAGAAGUAAAAGGGAAAUGAAGAAUAAGGAUCAACAUAGUCAGAAUAAGGACAAUACGAAUAUUAAAUCAGUGAAUUGUUCAUAUACGGGUUCUGUGGAAAAAAAGCAAGAGAAGAAUGAAGAUGAUAAGGUGUGUGUGAGAAUAGACGACCGAAGAGAAAUUAGACACAAGGGGGAUGAAAAGAAGGAGGAAGGAGAGGAGGAGGUAGAAGUAGAUGAAGUAGAAGUAGAUGAAAUAGAAGUAGAUGAAAUAGAAGUAGAUGAAAUAGAAGUAGAUGAAAUAGAAGUAGAUGAAAUAGAAGUAGAUGAAAUAGAAGUAGAUGAAACAGAAGUAGAAGAAGUGGAAGAAGAGGGAAAAGGGAAAACCGUAGGGAUGGAUGUAAGGCAGAAUGUAAGGAAAAAUGAUCAGCGCCGUAAUGCAAAAGUAAUAGAUGAACUUGGUGGUAAUGAGCAAGACGGAAUUUCUAAAAAGAAGAAAAAGAAUCAUAAUAAUCAAAAACAUGAGCAUACGAAUUCAUUUCACGUGCAAAAUAGUAUAGAACACUUAUAUGAUGUUAGCAAUUAUGAUGACAACUUAUCCAGCGGAUGCUUGGAAUACCCCAGGGAGGAUUAUGAUUUGGAAAAUAAGAAAAAGAAGAGGUACGAGGAAAGGGAUAAUGUCUGGAGUAGUGACAGUAAUAGCAAUGGGAAUAUCAGCAAUAAUGAGUACAUCCGUAAUGGUAGUAACAGAAACGGGAAUAGCAAUAAUAAUAGCAGCACUAAUAGCUACAGUCGUAUCGGUAGUAAUUAUGCAGAAAGAAGAAACACGAACGAGCGCAGCAAGCAUAGUAACAAUAACAGUGUUAGUAAUAGAUCUAGGCUUAAAAAAAAAGAAGAGAAAUUAAAAUAUUAUAGAUGCCGUUAUUGUGAAAUUGAUUCUAUUGAUAGUGUUGUUCAGUGCAAUACAUGUGAUCGAUGGUUUUGUAAUGGGUCCUAUGGUACCUGUGGUAGUCAUAUUGUUACUCACUUAGUUCGAUCAAAACAUAAAGAAAUUAAAUUACAUAAGAAUAGUCUACUAGGUGAAACUAUUUUAGAAUGUUAUAAUUGUGGAUGUAGAAAUGUGUUCUUGUUAGGAUUUCUGCCGACAUCGGAGGAAGGGGUUGUCGUAAUUAUCUGUAGGGACCCCUGUUUGGCUAGAUUUCUUUCGUUGUAUGGUAGAAGUAAUGCAAGGGGAAAUGAGGAUGAUCAUGCAAAAGAGCAUGCAAAAGAGUAUGCAAAGGAGUAUGCAAAGGAGUAUGCAAAGGAGUAUGCAAAGGAGCAUGCAAAAGAGUAUGCAAAGGAGCACGUAAAGGAGUAUGUAAAUGAUAGUGAAUCAACUAUAAAGAAAGGGGAUAUUGGGAAAAAACAAGAAUUACAUAACAAUGAGAAAGGUGUUAAAUAUAAGAAAGAGCAACAAGAUACCGAUGACCAUGACGAUAACGUGAGAAGAGCGAAGAACGACGUAGAUAUAACAACAGGGAAGAACUACAUAAUUAGUAGCGAUGAAUUUUCGUUUAGUGAAGAUAACUGGAGUGAGUUGGAGGGGAAAAACAGCAUGAACUAUGACAGUUAUUUCUGUUAUGAUAAAAGGAAAAAGAGAGAAAGGAAGAAUAAAAUUGGCAAAACUGAUGAGAAGAAUGUUACUAGUGAUGAAGUCAAACACGAAAGGAGAAAAAGGGACAAAGUGGAAGGGGAAGGACAAAGAAAUGCAGAAAGGGGUGUGCAAAAAAGCGGACACGCUAAUAAGCAUGAUGUGUGGGAACCUGAUCAGAAUGGUAGUAUCAGUGAAGGUAGCCAUGAUAGUGACAAUGGUAGUAUCAAUGGUAGUAUCAGUGGUAGUAUCAAUGGUAGUGCCAAUGGUAGUAUCAAUGGUAGUGCCAGUGGUAGUAUCAAUGGUAGUGACAAUGGUAGUGGCGGAAUGGGCGAAUUAGCCGAGUUGGGAAAGAUGAAGGAAUGGAAUUUAAAAAAAUGGCAACCACUAAUUGAAGAUAGGUGUUUUUUAGAUUGGCUAGUUAGUAUUCCAUCUGUUGAGGAGGCAGAGAAGAAAGGAAAGAAGUUAGCUACUUCAUAUAAUGUAAACAAAUUAGAGGAAUUAUGGAAGAACAAAAAGGAUGUUUAUAUAGAUGAAUUAGAUUCAGAAAUAUUAAAUGAUGAACCUGUAAAGGUAGCACUAAAAUAUGAUGAUGUACAUCACUAUCAGUCUAUUUUUGCACCAUUAAUUAAGUUAGAAGCUGAUUAUGAUAAAUCAAUUAAAGAAGGGCAAAAACAAGGGAAUGUAACAAUUCGUUGGGAUAUCGGAUUAAAUAAAAAAAGAUAUGCUCAUUUUAUAUAUGUGAAGGAAGAAAGUGAACUAAGAUUAGUAGCAGGAGAUGAGUUGAAAUUGUCUUACACAUAUCCAAAUGGAAAAGUAUGGUCAUGUGAAGGUCAUAUAUCAAGAUUACAUAAUACUGAAGAAAUAGCAUUGGAGUUACGAAUUUUAGGAACAGCUGAUGGUCCAUGGGUUGACAAUAUAACUACUGGAUUUUCUGUUGAAUUUGUAUGGAAAAGUACAGCAUAUGAUCGUAUGUUAUUAGCUUUAAAUGAAUUUGCUUAUAAUUCGUAUUCACUUAGUGGUUAUUUAUAUCAUAAACUGUUAGGUCAUGAUAUAUCUGAUGAAUCUUUGGAAUAUUAUAAAAACGAUUUAGUAUAUAAUAAUAGUAAUAGUAAUUAUCAUAAUAGUAAUAGUAAUUAUCAUAAUAGUAAUAGUAAUUAUCAUAAUAGUAAUAAUCAUAAUAGUAAUAAUCAUAAUAGUAAUAAUCAUAAUAGCAAUAGUAAUUACAACAUGCAUGAUGGAAAGAGAAGGGGAGGAUUACCUAUUGUAAAUUACUCAGCGCCAAAUUUAGCUCCUCUUAAUCAUUCCCAAAUAGAUGCAAUAAAAAAAAGUUUGGUGUCCCCUUUGUCAUUAAUUCAAGGUCCACCAGGAACAGGUAAAACAUUAACGUGUGCUACUUUGGUAUAUCAUUUAUCUACUAUGAGAAAGGGUGGAAAGGUAUUAGUGACAGCUCCGAGUAACGUUGCUGUUGAUCAGUUAUCAGUACGAAUUCAUAGAACAGGUUUAAAGGUUGUUAGAUUGUGUGCUAAAAGUAGAGAAUCCGUUCCAAGUAUUGCUGACUAUUUAUAUUUACAUAAUCAAAUGAAACUUUUAAAAAGUGAUAUAGGUGAAGAAUUAAAUAAAUUAUUAGAAUUAAAAGAAGAAGUAGGUGAGUUAUCGCAAAAAGAUGAAAGAAGAUUAAAAAAAUUAAUUUUUUAUGCUGAACAGGAAAUCUUAAUAGAAGCAGAUGUAAUUUGUUCUACAUGCGUUGGUGCAAUGGAUAAAAGAUUAAAGAAAUUUCGAUUUAGUCAAGUAUUAGUAGAUGAAGCUACACAGUCAACAGAACCAGAAUGUUUAGUUCCUUUAGUAACAGGUGCAAAACAAAUAGUACUUGUUGGUGAUCAUUGUCAGUUGGGUCCUAUUAUUGUUUGUAAGAAAGCUGCAAAUGCAGGAUUAGGAAAAAGUUUAUUUGAACGAUUGGUUAUGUUAGGUAUUACUCCAUUUAGAUUAGAAGUACAAUAUCGUAUGCAUCCAGCUUUAAGUGAAUUUCCUUCUUAUGUCUUUUAUGAUGGUUGCUUACAAAAUGGAAUAACAUUAAAAGAGAGGGAAUAUCCAUUAAAAAAUUUCCCAUGGCCUAAUCCCAAAUGUCCAAUGUUUUUUUAUAAUACAGCAGGACUAGAAGAGAUGUCUGCAUCUGGUACUAGUUAUCUGAAUAGAAGUGAAGCAUCAAAUAUGGAAAAAUUAGUACGUACAUUAUUACAGUGUGGUUUGAAAGCGAAUCAAAUAGGUGUUAUUACACCAUAUGAAGGACAAAGAGCAUAUAUUACAUCUUUGUUACAAAAAAAUUUACCAUUCCAACAUGCAUCAGAUAUAGAAGUAGCUUCUGUUGAUGCUUUUCAAGGAAGAGAAAAAGAUUUUAUUCUUUUAUCAUGUGUUCGUUCUAAUAAAAAAUUAGGAAUCGGUUUCUUGAAUGAUCCUAGAAGAUUAAACGUUGCUUUAACAAGAGCAAAAUAUGGAUUAAUCAUUUGUGGUAAUGCAAAAGUUUUGUCAAGACAACAUUAUAUAACUAAGGAGAAAAUUAAUUCUAAUGAAACUAUUACAAAUGUAAAUUCUGUAUGGAUUAAUUUAUUGACACAAUUUAAGAAAAAGGAUCUAAUAGUAGAAGGAUGCUUAUCUAAUUUGAAACUAGUCACUAUUAAUAUUCCAACACCUGUGAAACAGCCAUCCAGAUAUAUUAAUUUUAAUUAUUUUGAAGGAUAUGAAAGGGCUGACAAGGGUAGAGCGUUAGGUUCUACUUCAUUUAGAAGAAUAACAAGUGCCGGUUAUGUGGACAACAUAUACGGGAAUAGCAGAAUUACUAAUUACAAUUAUACCAGUGGUAAUUAUGAUAGAAACAAUGACAAGUUCAAUUAUAAUAGUGGUAAGAACAGGAAGAAGUUUAACAGUAAUAUCAGUAGCACUUCGACAAACCAUAACAAUAAUAUAUCUUAUAUUAAUAUGAAUAUGUCCAAUCACAGCUACUGCAAUGACUCUGUUAUGAACAAGGACUUCUUUAGCUUCAUGAACCAUCAUCCCGGAAGCAAACAUGGUUUAAACUCCUACAUUAACAAUAUGAGUCAAUUAUCACAGCUUAAUGAUUAUUCUGUCGAUAAUAGGAAUUUGUUACUGUCAGAAGGUGGGAAGCUUCACGACGCAUCCUUUUCGUCUAACGAAAAAUAUAACAGCAGCGUGAAAAACUGCAGAAGUAACUGCGGCUCUAUCUGCGACAGUAGUAUCGGUAACAAUCCUUCUAAUUCCAAUUUUUUGUAUUACAACAAUAAUUUGACAGAAGACAAGAAUAUGUCAAACAACUCGGUAGAUUUAAAUUGCAAAGAAGGUUAUUACAACUUAAAUUCAAAAAAUUGCGAUAUAUUUCCUCAAUUAUUUUAUUAUAAAAACAAUCAGAGUGAUAAUUUCCAUCCUUCUUACCAAUAUGCCAAUGAGACUAAUGAAAACCGUAGUCUGACAUUAGCACCCAAAAAAUUUAAGAAUAAAAAUGUUAUGUCGAGUUCCGAACAUCCAAAUAUGUUGCUGCAGGAUGGUUCCGUGCUUGUAGGAGAUUUCAAGUUAAGCGGCGAUCCAACGCAAGAUGUGUGA
Plasmodium malariae is the source of this 5418-nucleotide messenger RNA. It is a transcript of the gene UPF1, whose product is annotated as regulator of nonsense transcripts 1, putative. The record is from RefSeq and is a predicted model, not a curated record. Bases 1 to 5418 code for a protein of 1805 amino acids. The transcript has a single exon. Lineage: Eukaryota; Apicomplexa; Aconoidasida; Haemosporida; Plasmodiidae. Gene Ontology annotation, biological process: nuclear-transcribed mRNA catabolic process, nonsense-mediated decay. Gene Ontology annotation, molecular function: RNA helicase activity; ATP binding; RNA binding. Gene Ontology annotation, cellular component: cytoplasm.